CAAUACACUUGCAAGACUCAAGAGUUAUGGAGAGAAACAGACCCAUAUAUGUCAGAUCGACGAUUGUGUCUGUGGAGCAGAAGAGUAGUAACCAAUGGCAGCUAACAGAUGAAGGGAAAUCUGUGGUAGAUAAUGGCAGCCAUGAAGCAAUUGUGUUCAACACCAUACCCUCUGAUGGGAUGCUUCAGGGUGAACUCAUGAGUUCUGUACCCAACGCUAAAAUAGGAUUUAGUAAAGCCAUGUCAGCUGGAUGGAUUCGAAUGGACAAGAAAGCUGAGGGCGGACCCAGGGUAUUCCGGAAGGUGGAGUCAAUACAAGAUAGCGUGAAGGAGUGUCUGGAAAAGAUCCGCAGCCUCAAUCUUGAUGGGAUAACAGAUGCUCAAAAAGCUGAAUUUAAGAAACGUAAACUCAUCACGUCUGUGAAAGUCAACAGCUUCUAUGUCACUAAAGGUGAAGGCUUCACCUUGGAUAUUGAAAAACUAGAGGCUGAUCUAACAGCUGAAAUGAUGGCCAAUGGAUCAUGGAAGAAGAAAACUUUCAAACCAUACAACUUUAAAGCUCUAGGAAUCAUGCCACCAUCAGGACAUCUGCACCCGUUGCUCAAAGUGCGUGCUCAGUACAGACAGAUUUUUUUAGAAAUGGGGUUUGCGGAAAUGCCAACAAAUAACUUCAUUGAAUGCAGCUUCUGGAACUUUGAUUCCCUCUUCCAGCCACAACAACAUCCAGCCAGAGAUGCUCACGACACCUUCUUCAUAUCAGACCCAGCCAAUGCACAUGAUUUCCCUAAAGAUUACUUAGAGAGGGUGAAGAAGACACAUUCUGAAGGAGGAUAUGGAUCUCAGGGGUACAAAUACGACUGGAAAAUAGAAGAAGCUCAGAAAAACAUAUUGCGAACUCACACCACAGCUGUCAGUGCUAGAAUGCUGUAUAAAUUAGCACAACAGAAAAAAUUCACACCUGUGAAAUAUUUCUCCAUUGAUCGAGUGUUCCGAAAUGAGACGCUAGAUGCUACCCAUUUAGCAGAAUUUCACCAGAUUGAGGGAGUUGUAGCUGAUUAUGGCCUUACACUGGGGGACCUAAUGGGCAUCAUAUAUGAAUUCUUCAAGAAGCUAGGUAUAACACAGCUACGUUUCAAACCAGCAUAUAACCCCUACACAGAACCAAGCAUGGAGAUUUUCAGCUUCCACAAGGGUCUUAAAAAGUGGGUGGAGAUUGGAAACUCAGGCGUUUUCCGACCAGAAAUGCUCUUACCUAUGGGAUUACCAGAAGAUGUUUCUGUCAUUGCCUGGGGUCUUUCAUUAGAAAGGCCCACAAUGAUCAAAUAUGGCAUAGACAAUAUCCGAGACCUAAUUGGACCCAAGGUUAACCUUCAGAUGGUGUAUGACAAUCCCAUAUGCCGACUUGACAAAUGAUUAAAAUUACAUGAAGAGCUAAAUUUAUACCACAUAAUUUAUUGAUGUCUGGAGAGGGCAAGUGCAAACUGGGACCAGUCAUUUGAAACUGCAAGAUUAUGACCUUUUGGAAGAAUGGCAAGAUUAAUUGUCAACAUAUGUACAGCUCCUUUGUUAAUGGAUUAUAUCAUAAGUAUAUUAUGCUGUUGCUAUGUGCUUUGCAUGAGUAUCUUAAAUCAAACUGCUGAAGAUAAUAAGAUACUUGCAACUUAGGGAAUACUACACACACUGCAUUUUAUAAUAAGUCCUUAACAGACAGACCUACAUGUGUAGUAAAUAAAGAACAUUGUCUAACCUCUGAAUAGCCAAAGUUCUGGAUUCAGCUCUUCAAAAUUAUAUUGUCAUGACAACUGGUCAGAGGUUUAAUGCAAUUUUAGGUCCCUGUGAUUGCCCAUAUAGAGUUAUGUCCACUUCUCAGCUCAAAUCAAAUAACAUUCACAGGUUUUGAUAAUACAAAUCCACCUGUUCAAGUGUCAGUAGAAUUUCGAUAAUUGUUUUAGCAAUAUGUUCUCUUCUACAUGGACCUCUGGAUUUGAAUCUUGUUCCACUUCUACAAAUUCUAGUCCGUGGCAGGUCAAAUCAUUAUUUCCUGCGUAUUAGAGUUUUUCAGCCAUUUUGCUUUUAACUACCCUAAUUCUUCUAAAAUUUGGGACAAACCCCCACUUUACUCAUAAAAUUUAGGACAGAUAUUAGUAGUGGUGAAAGUAGAAUAUUACAUUUCUUUACCAGCCUUUUGGAAAAGUAAAGAUGAUUGUUAUUCAUUAGAUGGUUUAUAAACCAUGUCAGAAAAAAGAACCUCAGUAUUCCUGCUAGAAUUUAUAUAUAUAUAUAUAUUGGCUGAAAUGAGCAGACCAGGUGUCCGAAAUUUUAGAAGGAAUAGGGUACUGCUUUGUGGUGUUGAUAGUCCAAUAGUGUCUUUCAAAAUUUUAGGUGCAGAAGAGUGUUCAAGGGCAGAUUCUAUAACUAACUUUAGUUGCAAACAAAUAUAAAUCAAAAACAUAAUCUUCAUAAUGUAGUUGCUGUUAGAUGACUAAAACUGUUUCAUCAUGCUUUAACCAAGGUCGUCUUCUGCUGUUCUGAUAGAGACUUGAGGGAUAAUAAAGACUGAUACAAGUUUGUUAGUGUCUAUACUUCCUCAGGGUGCUGGCUUUUGAGUGACAAACCCCUACUUCGCACACCAUGUGCAAGUAAGUGAUAGGUGUUGCCUACAUACACUAAUGUCGGCUGUAUGUGAAUUUCAUCUAUUUGAAUGUAGAAAAUAAAACCACUUUGUAUAUACAUGUAAUAGAGUGAAUACAUGUGUUUUUACUGAAUCAAAAAAUAAUUGCUUGUUAUGGUCAAACUGGCACAGUAUCUGCUUCCACAAAAUGUUGUGGAUCAUUGUUCCUGUAAAAGGCAUU
Liolophura sinensis is the source of this 2851-nucleotide messenger RNA. Its product is annotated as phenylalanine--tRNA ligase alpha subunit-like. Gene Ontology annotation, biological process: phenylalanyl-tRNA aminoacylation. Gene Ontology annotation, molecular function: tRNA binding; phenylalanine-tRNA ligase activity; ATP binding. Lineage: Eukaryota; Metazoa; Mollusca; Polyplacophora; Chitonida; Chitonidae. Gene Ontology annotation, cellular component: phenylalanine-tRNA ligase complex; cytoplasm; cytosol. The record is from RefSeq and is a predicted model, not a curated record.